This is a messenger RNA of Pseudopipra pipra, 3955 nucleotides long. RefSeq names its product opsin-5-like. The transcript has 4 exons. Bases 179 to 1228 code for a protein of 349 amino acids. The record is from RefSeq and is a predicted model, not a curated record. Gene Ontology annotation, biological process: G protein-coupled receptor signaling pathway; cellular response to light stimulus; phototransduction. Gene Ontology annotation, cellular component: plasma membrane. NCBI's taxonomy places the organism in Eukaryota, Metazoa, Chordata, Aves, Passeriformes, Pipridae. Gene Ontology annotation, molecular function: G protein-coupled photoreceptor activity.
UCCAGGCUUCUCCCCUGCCACAGCAGAGGGAGGGAGAAGGAGAGAGCAGAAGGAUCCCUGCACUGACAGCAUCCAACACCCGGCUCACACCUGCAGCAGGCAAACCAUGAAGACGAGCUUCUUUGCUCCUACAGCCACUUCACCUUUGAUUUGAAACCUUUACCCACCUCCAGCAGGGAUGAUGGAGGAGCAGUACAUUUCCAAACUCCACCCGGUAGUGGAUUAUGGAGCUGGGGUCUUUCUUCUGAUCAUAGCCAUCCUGACAAUCCUUGGAAAUUCAGCUGUCCUUGCUACAGCUGCAAAACGCUCUUCCCUCCUGAAGUCACCGGAGUUGCUCACAGUGAACCUGGCAGUGGCAGACAUUGGGAUGGCCAUCAGUAUGUACCCGCUGGCCAUCGCCUCCGCCUGGAACCACGCCUGGCUGGGAGGAGAUGCCUCCUGCAUUUACUAUGCCCUUAUGGGCUUCCUGUUUGGAGUCUGCAGCAUGAUGACCUUGUGUGCCAUGGCUGUGAUCCGGUUCCUCAUCACCAACUCAUCCAAAUCCAACAGUAACAAAAUCACCAAGAACACCAUCUUCAUCUUGAUUGCUUUCAUCUGGCUCUACUCCUUGCUCUGGGCCAUCCUGCCCUUGGUAGGCUGGGGCUACUAUGGCCCUGAGCCCUUUGGCAUCUCUUGUACAAUAGCCUGGAGCAAGUUCCACAACUCCUCCAAUGGCUUUUCAUUCAUCCUGAGCAUGUUCCUCCUGUGCACAGUCCUGCCUGCGCUGACCAUCGUUGCCUGUUACUUGGGAAUUGCCUGGAAGGUUCAUAAGGCCUACCAAGAAAUCCAAAAUAUUGACAGGAUCCCUAAUGCAGCCAAACUGGAGAAGAAGCUGACACUGAUGGCCGUGCUCAUCUCUGUGGGGUUCCUGAGCUCCUGGACCCCGUAUGCGGCCGCCAGCUUCUGGUCCAUCUUCAACUCCAGCACCUCCCUGCAGCCCAUCGUGACGCUGCUGCCCUGCCUGUUCGCCAAGUCCUCCACAGCCUACAACCCUUUCAUUUACUACAUCUUCAGCAAAACCUUCCGCUGUGAGAUUAAAAAGUUGCAGUGUUGCUGUGGCUGGCGAGUCCGUUACUUCAGCUCCGACAACUCCGCGGAGAAUCCCGUGUCCAUGAUGUGGAGUGGGAGGGACAACGUCCGUCUCUCCUCGGCGGUCAAGCUGGAGAACCCGGGAGCUGCAGCUCGUUGAAACGCAGCCGCGGGUUCACAGCACAGGUCAAACCUGGGCUCAGUCCUGGGCCUAAAUAAGUAGGGAUGCAGCACGUGGGAUUGUCACUGCACAUCUUAUGCCAAAUACAGAGGUUUAAUUAUACAUUUUUAAGCAACUCUCAAAUAUUGGCUUUAGACUACACAUAAAAAAAUCUAUUUUUUUUUAAAAACUUCCACUUUAGAGGAAAUAGAUUUAUGUACUAAACAUAAAAUCACGUAAACUAAACUUAUUUUCAGGGAAGCAGCUAUAAUUAAAAGGGAAUUUAUUAUUUUUGUGGUUUUUUUCUUAUACUCCUGAUUUUUUAAUGCAAUUUAUCUGCCAGCUCUUGGCUCCAGCAGUAAAACAGCCAUCAGAGGAAAUCAUAGGUUGCACACAAAGUGUUACCAAAUAAAUACAGCUGAGAGUGUAACUUUCAAGCAAUACAGACUGAAAACCAUAUGGGGAGCAAGAAAUAUUCCCUGCCAGGGAAAGAUGGUAACGUGGCUGCUCUCAAAGUGUCUUGUGGUUCCUUGCUCCCUCAGAGGUGUAGUUCCAACUCCUCAAAACACAAGUUCAAGGAGUCGAGCAGCCUUAGUUGGAAGAGGUUAGGUGGGAACGUGGCAGCCAGUGAAGAAUGCCUUCUGUGUGUCCCAAAUGGCACAGUGGGAAGUGAAGGAUGCUCCCAGCAGAAGGAAUGGUGCACUCGGGCGGUUUCUGGAUGAGGCACAGCAGCUUUUCUGCCAUGAAAGCUGUUGGAGCAUUUGUUUUAAAUCAUGAUCGUUAGCGUUGGAAAAGACCUUUAAAAUCACCAGCCCAGCACCCCCACCAUUAAGCCAUGUCCUCAAGUGCCAUACCCACAUGUUUUCAGAACAAUUCCAGGGAUGGUGACUCCAUCCCUUCCCUGGGCAGCCUGUUCCAAUGCUUUACAACCCUUUUUCUGGAGGAGUGCUCUGUAUAGGAUGACACAAGGCAUCCUCAAGAUAACCUGACCAGCAGUAAAUUGUCCUGCAGUGAGGUCUUGGCUCUCAUGGCUUCCAUGGGAGCUCCUGAGUUCCCCACUGGCUGGGGCUCUGAUAUGAUUGCCACUGAAGACAGAGUCUGCUGAUUCAGUUUAAAGGAUAAGUACAAUCACACCAGGUUUAGCCAAAGAGAUUCUGGGGUGGAACUGAUGAGCUCCUAGAGCUUAAAUCUUUCUCCAACUUACUGUCUGUGAUUUUAAAGGACACAAUACCUACCCUCAGGGUUUGAAAUCUCCGACAAAAUAUGGGUUGGUGGCUGCAGCAGCUCUUGCUUCCCCUGACCACAUAGAAUCAGAGAAUGGUUUGAGUUGGAAGGGACCUGAAAGACCAUCUCAGUUCAAUCCCCCUGCCAUGGGCAGGAACACCUUCCUGGUCUAGUGGAACCUUCACCAAACCUUUGCAUUGGGUUUGGUGGAGGCAAGAAGAGUUAAGUCACAGGCAGCUUUGGCCCAGAUUUUAAACAACAAUAGUGAAUGGACUCUCAGUUCUUGAAAACUUUUGCCACACUCAAACCGUGAUAAUUAGUUCCAUUUUGUAAAUUGCAGCUAAGGCCAAGUGUGGGAUUACAAAUAGGCUUAAAGACUUCUGUGGCUCUGAGAAUUCCUGUUACAUGUCUGGAUUACAAAAGAACAAAGAAAAUUAGGCAGGAGCUGUGACAUACACUAAGGCACUAAGUAAUUCCUAAAUUGGGGAUUAGAAAAUGAUAAGGAAAUCCCUUGAAAUCCUGCACUGGAAGUGUCGUGAGCACUAAAGUAGCUUUGUUUUUAAAAAUUUGUGGAAAAUCCCUAAAUUAAGUUGGCCUCCAGGACAUUAUCUUGUCCUGGGUUGUCACUCACAGAUGCUCCAUAUGGAACAAGGCUGCACUCAGCCUUCUCUCCAAAUACAGUGAGGUGAAGCAUCCUCUGGAAAACAGUCACCUCCAACAGCCCCUGGCAUGUGAAAAUGGGAAAAGGGGAGAGGAAUGUGAGGAGCAGGAGAAAACACCAGCAAGUGAAAGGGGAGUAUGUGAAAACUGAAGGAAAAUCUAUGGGAAGAAGAGGCAGGAGAGCCUUAUGCAAGUGUGGAAAGGGACUUCUCAUGGCAAAUGUCAACUAUCAGUACUUUUUCAGCUUUAAAAAGUAACCUGAUGGUAAAUGAAACUGUAAUUCAACCACCACCUCCUCAGAGUUUUUGCUCAAUUGCUUGAUGUUUAAAAUAAAGAGUAAAAUAAAUAUUCGUAUCAGCUGAUUGCAGAUCAGUGACUGGAACAAGGACAUCCAAGUUAAUAAGGUAGCAUAAUGGGAGCUUCUGCUGGGAAAAACUUAGGAGCAGAACAGGUCCACAUCCCUUUGUAAAUGCUUUUAAAGUGUAUGUAACAUGAAAAAUAUGCCACUCUAUAGCAGGAAAAACUCUGUAACCCCCAAAGAGCUGUAUCCUGUUCAUGUUUAAAUACAACACUUUAAUAGCCCAAUCUAUUAUUAACUGUUUAUGUACUUAAUUUUUAAAAAUCCAAUCCAGGUGUUUGUGUAUCAAAUAUGGCUCAAAUUUAUUUUUCGUUUUUCAGACUCAGUAAGAAGCAAAUCCAAACUUCUCCAGUAGAAACUCUGAAUCAUAGGUGGGUUUAUCUUAUAUAUAGGAAAUUUAAAAGGCAGGGCUGCCCUUGACCAAAGAUCCAGGAAAGCCAGUAUAGCAUGAAUAUCAGGGGACUAGUUGUUUUGGGUUUUUUUUA